Doryrhamphus excisus (bluestripe pipefish) is the source of this 4583-nucleotide messenger RNA. It is a transcript of the gene agbl1, whose product is annotated as AGBL carboxypeptidase 1. NCBI's taxonomy places the organism in Eukaryota, Metazoa, Chordata, Actinopteri, Syngnathiformes, Syngnathidae. Gene Ontology annotation, molecular function: metallocarboxypeptidase activity; zinc ion binding. Gene Ontology annotation, biological process: protein side chain deglutamylation; proteolysis; C-terminal protein deglutamylation. The record is from RefSeq and is a predicted model, not a curated record.
AAUUGUAACCUUUCUGGAUCAUCAUGACAAUUGGCAGAUAAUCGACAGAAAACAAAUAUCAUGUUUCCUUACGGCCAUAACCAUUUUACUUGGAAUGGAACUCUGCAAGAAAGGAACAUUAUGCUUUGCACAGAGCGGUCUCAGCCAAGAAUGGCAGCCUCCCCAACUUCCUUCAGUGGUUUUGAGGUCCUUUUUUCAACUCUUCAGAAUGCAGCAGAUGCUGAGAGCACCUUGAAUGUCCUCAAUAUCUUGGAUGAGCUUUUGUCAGCAGGUACUGAUAAUCGUAUUGACUACAUGAUCAGAAAAGGUGGGAGCGAGGCUUUGCUGAAUGCACUGGUCAACAAUGGCUGUGGACUCAGUCCCAACUACAGGAUUCUGUUGCCAAUCCUAUACCUACUGGCCAAAGUUGGACACAAAGACUGCCGCAUAGGUAAAAAGGCUGAGGAGGCUGGAGCUGUCCUGCUGAUUCUAAAUCUGCUCAAAAACAACAUUCAACAUGCCAAGAGAGCUGCAGCAUGCCUCUUAGUCAUCCAAGUUUUUGCAACAUCAGUUUCCACGGCAAAUCUUAUUGGGUCAAACCAAGGCCAGGAUGUCAUUUACAAACUUAUGCCUCGUUAUACCACCAAGAAUCUGCAAACCAUCAAGGCGUCCAUUAAUGCAUUCGCUGCUCUGCUUUGCUCAAAUGCAAACAUCUGCUCAGCAGUAGCCAAAGGUUACAUGGUCAGACUCUUGCAGCUGUAUGAGGACUGGCACAGCAAGGAUACUGAACACUCCGCCAUUGAGAUCCGCCAUGCAUUGUUGCGUUGCCUUCAUAAAAUCACACACAGUGCUCUUGGCAGACGUACUUUUGUGUCACAAGGAGGCCUCAGACUUCUUUAUCAUACAACACAGACAUGUUUGCUGAAUAAAUGUGUGGAGUCACUGGUGGAGCCCUCGGUUCAGCUGAUGAGAAAGUGCCUGCCAAAGACCCCUCUACCACUGACAUCAGAUCAUUCAGCAUAUAGCUUCCCCCUGCCCGGAAGACAAUAUACCGUUUGCGGUGAAGCUGCGGUAUCAGAUGGCAGCAAUGCAGAGAUUGUGGAGGAGGAGGAAGAGGAGGAAGGUUGCCAAGAGGCUGCCAGCAUAGACUAUGAUGAGGACUUGGAGACGGACCUGAACAAACUUUGUCUUUGCCCUGAACCUGACAGACCCAAAGAGCUACUGCCACAGUACAGCCGUCUAUGUCCCGAAGUCUUGCAUGACUUCCAGGAGCUGGAUUCAAGUUCAGAGAGAAGUUCACCAUCAUCAUCAUCUUCAUCCAAUGACGACACUGGGCUUUACAACAAUGUAGCUUUACACUCCUUUCGGGCCAAAAAACGAUGGAGUACUGAAGUUCUCUCAAAGACAGAAAAAGGCACACCAGCUCAAACCAAAUCAGCUGCUGCCAUAUUAAAGGCCAAAGAUUUUGACAGUCGUAAUGGCAUCCUGAACACCAGCUCUGAAGUUGGAGGCAAGAGAGAGAUGAGGGGAGAAGUCAAGUUGUGUCCGACAAAUGAUGACCAAGAUAACCAAGAGGGAAGGAGCAGUUCUUACAAUUGUGCUAUGAUAGACAAGUUAAUUGACAGACAUGGUGUUUUCAUCCCUUACCAUAAACCCAUCAUGUACCGUGCUGCAGCCAUCAAAACUAAAUCUAUUCCAGGAUUCAACAUCCUGGCUUUCCCUGAUUUUUGGGGUCACGUCCCACCACCAGGAAAUGAACCCAUGGCCCCACGCAAGCCCAGUGUUCAGAGGCAGAAAGUGUUUGAAGAUAUCCAACGUUUCUUGAAUACUGAUGACAUGGUCAACCAAACUGUCUUUGACCUGGAGGAUGACAGCUCACCUGACAGGCCAGAUUCUUUGAGAUUUUUUUCCAGGUUUGAAUGUGGAAACCUAAGAAAGGCUGUUCAGGUUCGCAGAUAUGAAUACGACCUCAUUUUGAAUGCAGAUGCCAACUGUUGCCAGCACACUCAGUGGUUUUACUUUGAAGUCAGUAACAUGGUGCCUGGCGUUCCCUAUCGUUUUAAUGUCAUCAACUGUGAGAAAAGUAACAGCCAAUUCAACUAUGGAAUGCAGCCAGUGCUCUACUCUGUACGGGAUGCACUGAAUGGUCAACCCCACUGGCUCAGGUCUGGGACUGAAAUUUGUUAUUUCAGAAACCAUUUCUGUCCAGUUCGUGGCAGCCGGAAAACAACAUUUUAUACGCUGACGUUUACCAUCACCUUCAAAAACAAUGAGGAUGUGUGUUACCUGGCCUACCAUUACCCCUACACUUACUCUACUCUAAGGACUCAUCUGAACUUGCUGCAUCGAUCAAUUGAUCCUGCCAAGGUGUUUUUCCGGCAGCAGAUUCUCGCUGCGACUCUCGCUGGAAACGCCUGUCCAAUCGUCACCAUUACUGCCUGUCCUCCCAGCAAGAGCUAUAAAGAUAUUCACCAGCUACGUAAUCGGCCCUGUAUUGUGCUGACAAGUCGUGUCCAUCCUGGCGAGUCCAAUGCUAGCUGGGUAAUGAAGGGCACCCUAGAGUUUUUAUGCAGUAGUGAUCCAGUAGCCACAGCACUGAGAGAGUCCUUUAUCUUCAAGAUCAUCCCCAUAUUAAACCCAGAUGGAGUCAUUAAUGGAAUGAAUCGUUGUGAUCUGAACAAAGAAGACCUGAAUCGUCAGUGGUGUAAACCAGACCCUGUGCUCUGCCCAACCAUCUACCAUACCAAAGGCUUGCUUUACUACCUCAACAGUAUUGGACGAACUCCCCUAGUCUUCUGUGAUUAUCAUGGCCACUCUCGAAAAAAGAAUGUGUUUUUGUAUGGCUGCAGUGUAAAGGAAACUCUCUGGCAGUCGGGUUCUGCUGUUGACACGGCAGGACUGAAAGAGGACCCAGGAUAUCGGACUAUUGCAAAGGCCUUAGAUCGUAUUGCUCCAGCCUUUUCUUUCAACAGCUGCAACUAUAUGGUGGAAAAGUCGCGUUCAUCGACAGCCAGAGUUGUUGUUUGGAGGGAAAUGGGAGUGCUGAGAAGUUACACGAUGGAAAGCACUUUCAAUGGCUUCGACCAGGGAAUAUACAAGGGUCUUCAGACAGGAGUCGGGGAGCUGGAAGAAAUGGGACUGAAGUUUUGCCACAGUCUUCUGUCGUUGACGAAAGAUACGAGGGUCCUUUAUGGUAGAAAACUUAUCAACCACGUCAACCUGGACCCCAACAUCCUCGACCAUAAGUCACACAACUGUUUUGAAGAUGACGAGCCUCCGUGUGCUGAAGACAUUGAAUAUUCUACAGAGUGUCCUGGUCUUCAAGGCAGUGAUAUGGAAUCAGAUAUAAACAGAUGCAUGGCCAACGCUGAUGAGGAUGACAAUGUUGCUGCCAUAACACAGAUGUCCCUGAGACUCUAAAACUUUUUUUGGGUUAAAAUAAUUCUAGUCUGCUUGCUCCACUAGUAUGUUUGUUCAGACCAAACAGGUGUUCAAUCUUGGUCAGCUUGCAAGUGGACUGGAGUGCAGAGUGAGGAAUGUGUGGAUGUCAAUAGGGUGUCACAAAUGCAACUAAAAUCAGGCAAUGUUUAGCAAAACCCAACAGACAACUAAGAAAAAUCUCCAAUAAAUAUGUAUAAACUAGGGCUGCUCUGAUUGAUCAGCCCCAGAUCGGUAUCGUCCGAUAUCAGUGAACAAGGAAGUUAUUGAUAUCAGCCAAUACUAGCUUUAAAACGGCAAUCAGCUCCGCCCCUGCUGCAGCAGCCAGAACAAGCAUGUCUGCUGUGUGUGGGACUUCCUGUCUUUGCGAGAGUGAUAUAAGUUUUGCACACUGCAAAAUGUGCCUAAAAAUGUCUCACCGUGGUGGCACUCUGAAAAGCUUGAGAUUGAUGUGGCAUUUGGGGCAGAACACUUGUCAGGGUGUGGUGAGUUUGACGCUCGUGCUGUGAUCCUCCUUUAAGCAUAAUAUAUGCUAAUAAUAAAGACAAAUAGUAAGACAAAAAUAUGCAUGCUGACUGUAUGUUUUAAAAUAAUGGCCCAAAUUUCCCAAAUUGAUAUCCCUUUACAUAAAAUUUGGUGUAAUUAUUAUGUCAGCAAUGCGUGUGUCAUUCUGUUUACUAUCAUGGUUAAUGUUUUCAUUACUACUAGUACCCCUCGUAGACCUACCACCUGCGGGGGUAAGUAUAAGGGUCUGGUGCAUUGUGUUUGGGUGCAGCCCAUGACUUGGCAUGCGCAUGGUGUGGAUAGAAAUAGGUUUAAAAUGGUGGCUGUAUAUAUAUAUUUUUUUUACAUCAGUGAGGGGCAUGUGCGUUUUUCAAAAUAACGCAUUUGUGUGAACAUGGCCUGUGUCGCUCAACUGGCCUGAGAACACCUCAGGAUACGCCAGGGAGAGAGAAGUCUGGGCUUCCCUGCUUAGGGUGCUGCUUCUGCAACCCAAGCUCGGGUAAGCGAAAAAAGAUGGCUGGAUGUACGUCUCACCAAGUUUUGUGAACACAUUCUUGGAUGCUCAACGCUCGCUUAUAUGGAGCCCUGUAAACAACAUUAUGUGGGGGGUUUUUCAAGCCGCCACUACUUGUAAUCACUUGUGUUUUUUUGUCAAAUAAAGU